AUGGCCGCCAGACCUGCCCUCUUCACCCGUGGCCUGUCGGGGCUUUCCCAGAGCACAACCGACCCCAACUCGCCCAGUGUCAGCUCCCCGGCCGACCAGCGUGACGAUGCAAAGCGCAACUUCCUCAAGGCCAUGCGCCCUCUGCCCACACAACAUUACUGGAAUGUCUACUUUGACAAACAAGCAAAGGACCAGCAAAAGUCGGGCAACGAUGAGGAGUAUAAGGUGCAGCUUGAACAGCUUGGUUCGCAGAUAGAAUCCGUCCAGGACUUUUGGAAGUACAACAACAACACACCCGUCGAUCAGAUCAAGAUGCGCGAGUCCAUAUACCUCUUCAAGCAGGGCUUCAAGCCCAUCUGGGAGGACCGCCGCAACAUCAACGGCGGCGCCUGGACCUUCCGUGUGCCCAAGAACAUUGGUCCCGAUGUGUGGACUCGCGUUCAGCUUCUUGCCAUUGGCGAGAAGCUGCAGAGCGUACUAGACGACAACGACCAGAUUUGCGGUGUUGGUCUGUCCGUCCGCUUCAACUCCCACCUCAUCUCCAUCUGGCACCGCGACGGCUCCAAGCAGAAAUCCGUCGAUGCUAUCCUGGAAUGCGUACUCGAAGAGCUCCCCGCCGAGCUGCGCCCCAAGGCCGAUAACUACUUCUACAAGCGUCACCAGGACCAUGCCGGCUUCAAGGCACCUCCCGAGCUCCAAGUCGUUAUCGACUCACAAAAGGCGGCCGCUGACAAGGCCAAGGCUGCGGCCGGAGGUGCGCCGGCUUAG
Messenger RNA from Colletotrichum abscissum, 768 nucleotides. Its product is annotated as eukaryotic initiation factor 4E. Gene Ontology annotation, molecular function: RNA 7-methylguanosine cap binding; translation initiation factor activity. Gene Ontology annotation, biological process: translational initiation. Bases 1 to 768 code for a protein of 255 amino acids. The transcript is spliced from 3 exons. Gene Ontology annotation, cellular component: eukaryotic translation initiation factor 4F complex. NCBI's taxonomy places the organism in Eukaryota, Fungi, Ascomycota, Sordariomycetes, Glomerellales, Glomerellaceae. The record is from RefSeq and is a predicted model, not a curated record.